Molecule: messenger RNA, 1164 nt
Organism: Notodromas monacha
Lineage: Eukaryota; Metazoa; Arthropoda; Ostracoda; Podocopida; Cyprididae
Source: the annotation of a GenBank genome assembly
AGUGACACGGAUCUCAUCGCAAACGCUUCAUGUCACUGUCACGCUCCACGUCUGAAACCUGAGCAAUUGUUCGUGGAGACGCUAGUGAGCAUUGGGAAGCGGUUGGGGACUCUUGGGUCCAAGGAUGCCAAGACGCAGGGAUUGAAUGCAGAAUUGUGCAAGUUGAACCUGAAUUUGCCUGCCAAAGUUUGGCUGCCAUUCCGUAGGACUCCACCACACUACAUUGUCCGCAUCCCGCCUCAAGCCGCAGUUGUGCUUAACUCUAAAGACAAGGCUCCUUAUUUAGUGUAUGUGGAAUGCGUGGACGUGGACAACGUGGAAACGUCGUUGGUGCCGCCGAAAAUGUCGACAGCCUCGUCGUCUUCCGCGUCUCGUCUCCGUCAAGUCCGGUCGGAAGAAAACCUGGCCUUGGAGGACUCGACGUCUGGCUCUUCGUCGUCAGCAGUGUCGACACCGCAAGUGGUGACGGUGCCGGGGACGGUCAGUGGGUCUGCGGGCGGCAUUGGGCCAGUGAGCAUGGACCCAGCUGGCCCGAGGCCGCAAAUAAAUGUUGUGAUAGACGACGAAUACGCGGAUUGUUGGUCGCAGGAAGAGGAUGAACUGUCUCGUCAAUAUUCCGCCAGGCUGACGCGGUUUACAGAAAGGGAUUCAGUUUCUCAGUUCAGCAUGGAAAGCAUAGCAAGUGGAGGAGGAUCUUCGGGGGCAUCCGAACCCGUGUACAUUGCAGCCGGGGAUGUGCGUCGUCGUCUCUCGGAAUGUACGUCCGCGGACAAGCCGGCGUUCAAGACGAGGGAUCCCGAGGAUCCUUCGGCGGCCGUGCUCAAGGAGCCCUAUGAGGAGAAGGUGGGUAGAGUGAGAGACGGUUCUCCUUAUGGACACAUUCCAACGUGGAGACUGGUGCCUGUGAUUGUCAAGUGUGGGGAUGAUUUGAGACAGGAGCUGAUGGCCCAGCAGGUCCUGGAGGUGUUUGCUGAGGUUUGGGCCCAAGAACGGGUUCCCUUGCGGAUACGGCCUUACCAUAUUGUGGUGUUGUCACAGGACAGUGGCUUGAUCGAACCCGUGCUGAACACGAUGUCUUUGCAUCAGAUCAAGAAGCAUAGCGGGCAUUCCAGUCUGGUGCACUAUUUUUACUCGGAAUUCGGUCCCCAGAAUUCAGAGGCCUUC